Porites lobata is the source of this 1248-nucleotide messenger RNA. The record is from the annotation of a GenBank genome assembly. Lineage: Eukaryota; Metazoa; Cnidaria; Anthozoa; Scleractinia; Poritidae.
GAUAAGGAGGACUAUGACGAGGGGACGCCAUUAAUCAGAGUGUCCCCGGGACGGGCUUCAGUGUGGAAGGCAGCACUUAACAUAAUCAAUUUCAUCGAAGGAGUUGGAUUUUUGGCACUGCCUUUUGCUGUUGCCAAAGGAGGAAUAGCUGCUAUUGCAGCCUUUCUUUUUAUGCCUGUCAUCUAUUGGUUUACAGCUCUGGUUCUUGUUGACUGUCUUUAUUAUACAGAUGGGCCUCGUGGCAAAACGCGCGUGCGCUCUUCCUGGCGUGAAAUCGGACAAGACAUGUGGCCUCGAUUUGGUGGCAUUGUGGUAACCGCUGUACAGUGUUUUGAUUUGACCAUCAUAGCAACGUCGUAUCUUAUCGUGUGUGGUUCUCUGAUGGCAACAGCCUUCCCGUCCCUACCCCUCACAGAAACACUGUGGACAUGCAUUGCAGCGAUAGUGGUUCUCCCAACUACUUUUCUGAAGUCAUUAUCGCAGAUCGCCUGGUUGAGCGUUAUUGGUGUUGUGGCUUUAGCUAGCACAGCGUUGAUGAUCCUGUGGUAUGGUGCAUCUCAUUCUUCCGAGUGGGACGUCAAAGCUCUUUUGUUUUGGGACACAGAAGGCUUCCUCAUUUCCCUGGGGAUCAUCAUGUUUAGCUAUGGUUCAGCCCCUAUUGUCCCUUCUGUUGAGGAAAGCAUGGCCGACAAGUCCAAGUUUGGAAGAGCCUUGGCGUUUGCUUACAUCGUAGCGGUGGUCUUCAAAUUACCUUUUUCGAUAUUUGGUUUUCUUUCGUUUUCUUUCACGACAGAUGAAAUUGUGAUCAACAAUCUGCCGAACAAUGUCCCAAAAAUUAUCGUCAGCGUGGUGUUUGUUUUAAGUUGUUUGGUUUCUUUUGCGUUGCCCCUUCACGCAGUUUUCCAGUAUAUUGAAGGAUCUUCCUUUUAUCUAAGUCUCCAAUCAAAAGUCAGACUGCCACGAUUUGUUUAUUUUUCCUCGAUUCGUCUGGUCCUUGUGUCCCUCACUCUCUUCGCAGCAGUCUUUGUUCCACACUUUGGUUAUUUAACGUCGUUUUUCGGCAAUCUAUCCCUUCCAUUAUUCAACUGCAUUUUGCCUUGUAUUGCUCAUUUAAUUCUGAGGGGGAAAGACCUCAACAUGCGUCAGAUUGCUUUGGACUACGCUAUGAUCGUGUUUGGGUUGAUUGUAGCAGUUUAUGGGACCUACAUCUCCAGUAAAGCUUUAUAUGAAGUGCUCCUUCAAAAGUGA